Rhipicephalus sanguineus (brown dog tick) is the source of this 8806-nucleotide messenger RNA. Its product is annotated as kelch-like protein 20. Gene Ontology annotation, molecular function: protein binding. Bases 439 to 2256 code for a protein of 605 amino acids. The record is from RefSeq and is a predicted model, not a curated record. NCBI's taxonomy places the organism in Eukaryota, Metazoa, Arthropoda, Arachnida, Ixodida, Ixodidae. The transcript is spliced from 2 exons.
UAUGUUUUGUUUUUUUAAUCCUUUCACUUUUGAGGUCGUUAGCUGAUCCUCAGCUUUUAAUACAGGCGCUCUCCCGUUCACUAACAUUUUAUUCGGAACCAGUGAUUAACAACUCGUUAUGCUUUACUUAAAUGCCCCUGGCAUGGGCAUUUGUUAGCACAUGUAAUCUGUCGGCUCGCCGAUCAGAGGUAUUUUUCCGAGGUUAGUCCUAACGUGCAAGCCAAUACAGCUGACCGAUAUUGCAACCCUCUGUGCUCUGGCAGCGCUGGCUCUGGUUAUAUCGACAACCCCCUGCCAUGCACUGCUGGGCAUGGAAUCGCCCCCACAGGGCGUGCUGUAGGUAACAGUGCUGGCGGCCUCCUUGCAGUAAUGGUUCUGCUAAAGCAGCAACAGCUGAGCACAUUUGCUAGCUGAAGACAUUCACUCCAAGAGCAGAGGAUGAAGGAAGUCUCGAGGCACAGUGAUGGAACUGUACCAGGGUUCCGAAUGGUUCACUUUGAGUCUCCGCCACAUGCCAAUGCACUUCUUAAUGGCCUCAAUCUUUUGCGAGCCCGAGGACAGCUUCUUGAUGUGACUCUUAUUGCUGGUGGCCGAGAGUUCAAGGCACAUCGUGCUGUUCUUGCUGCCUGCAGUGACUAUUUUCGGGCUAUGUUCACGGAUGCUAUGCUCGAGAGCCGUCAGCCUGAGAUCUGUCUUAAUGGAGUCAGUGCCCAGGGUCUGCGAUGCCUUCUGGAAUAUGCAUAUACAUCAAGGCUAGUGCUCAGCUUAGCCAACAUUCAAGAUGUAUUGGCUACAGCAAAUCAUAUUGGACUGACCCCCGUCGUUGAAGCCUGCUCUUCAUACCUGCAAGAUCAGCUUGACUUAGAAAACUGCAUUGAUGUUGCUACACUUGCAGAAACAUACUCAUUGCGAAGACUUCGGAAACGAGUUUAUCGUUUUAUUUGUGCUAACUUGCACCAAUUUGCAAAAACACCAGAAUUUCAGCGGCUAUCAACAACACAAAUGGAGCAUCUGCUAGCCUGUGAUUUCCCUGUGAAUUGUCCUGAGGGGGAUGUACUUUCAUUUGUCCUCAACUGGGUUGCCUGUGAUCUAGGGGAUCGGCUAUCACAGGCACGCAAGUUGGUCUCUUACAUAAGUUUUUCAGAAAUUCCAGCAUCCAGGCUUGCUGAGUUAUGGGACUCCCCAGUGCUGCAGUGCCUUUUUUCGCGAAGGAUUCCUCCCCACCUGUCUGGCAUUGGCGGCCAACCACCCCCUAGCCUAGUGAAUACUCGAGGCAUGGAGCUUGUGUUGCUCAAGGUAGGAGGAUUUGGUUUGUCGGGUGUGACUAAUGAAAUUACAUAUUACUUGCCUAGUGCAGGCCGUUGGAAAUACCUCACCUCUAUUCCUCACGUAGAGCAGUGCAAUUUCGGCACAGCUGUUCUUGGGAAUGAGCUUUAUGUGGUGGGUGGCUGCUUCAACCAAAGCUUGCACCAGGAAAAUGUGCACCCAUUUGGUUUUCGUUACAAUGCACUCACUGGUGAGUGGUCAACUAUGGCACCCAUGCGCUGGGAGCGUUGUCGAUUUGCACUUUGCGUUGCUCGAGACCAUCUCUAUGCAGUUGGGGGUGCCGGUGAAGUGCUUGGUGAUGUUGACACUGCUGAGGAUGGAGAGGCCCAUUGUGAGCGUUAUGACCCGCACACUGAUGUUUGGAUGCCUGUCGCCCCACUUCCUGGUGCUCGAACUCAGCAUGCUGGUGCAGCCUGGGGCCCAUACUUGUUUGUUUCUGGAGGCCUCAAUGCAGAUUCAGUGCUCAACUCCCUUCUUCGCUAUGAUACUCGUACUGAUAACUGGGAAACAAUGGUGCCCAUGUCUAUACCCCGAGCUGACCACUCCAUGGUUGUUUACGGGGACCGCCUCGUGGUCUGUGGUGGUUGGUAUGAAGAUGCUGCAACGGGCACACGCGUCCUUGCCGAAUCGGUUGAAGCGUAUGACAUAGCUGCUAAUUCAUGGACUCCUGUCACAACAGUGCCAACGCCACGAUACCAUGCUGGUGUUGCAGUGCUUGGCUCGUGGCUCUACACAGUUGGUGGUUUCCACAGUGACACAACAUUUGACCGGGCAAGUGGAGUCGUCGAGAGGUUUGACUUGGAUGGCAGCCUUGGUUGGGAGGAAGUGCAGCCUUACCCACAGGAUGUAUGGGAGCAUGUGUGUUGCACCCUGUUUGUCCCUCGCUGUAGAGAUGACCUUGAUGUCAUCUCAGACAAGACCUUAAUGUGAGUUCUGGCAUUGCAGGGCGUGUUCCCCCGUUUGUGCCACAAAGGAGAAAGCUAUUGUGUAAGGAUUACUGCCUAUAUUUUUUAAAUUUUGCAUGCAUUUAGUUUUCUUUUUUUCCCUCAAGUAGCACGCUUAAUGUUGGAUUGUUAAGGAUUUUUCAUGGACUUGCCAAAGACAGUUGCCAGAGACAAGGUUGUAACUUGAAAUAUAGCAGGUGCUCAUGCAUGCCAGGAUGCAAAUUUUGACACUUUUGUAUUAGUGAGAUGCUGCAUUUACUUUCCUGUGUGACCUGCUGUGCCUUUUGUGCUGGAUCAAUAUAGUAGCGUGUACACCAUUGUGGUUGCAGUUUUCCGGGUGCCAGCAUUUUGAAUGUUCAGCCAUUAGAGAAGCAUUCUUAGUGAUGCAUUUGUUGACUGUAAGAAAGUGCACAUGCAAAGCAUAUAAAGUUUGCUGCUGUUCACACCAGAUAAAAGAUACCUGUUAGAGAGGACUCGGCUGCUUGUGAAUGCUUUUAUGGUAGCUGCACUUAAGAUCACUUCUAAGACUAAGAAUUAUGCGAUCUUUGUUUUUAAAAGAUGUAAAUUCAUGUUACCACUUUGCUGCUAUACCUAUUGCAUCUAAAUAUUUUAUGAGCAGUGGAACCGAAUUGCUUACAAGUAUCAUUUCACAUAAUUUUUUAGCAAUUAUUUAUGUACACUAGUUUUGUUUGGAGUUGUUACUUAUUAUCAGUGUUACCUGACCACAUUGAAAAACUGUGUUUUUACUUACCAUGUUAACUAAUGACAUGGUGUAAACUUAUGUGAUGAGGUACUUUUAGACUAUUACUGGGUUUGCUUUUUUUUUUAAUUAAGGGUGUACUGCAUUAAGCAGUAGAAUCAUUUACCUUUUAUUUCUAGUGCUUUUAUAGCAGUGUGCUCAAAUCUUUUUGAAAAGCUAUGCAUAUUUUUUGGCUGUGUUUGUGUGUGUGUGUGCUUGCAUGUGUGUGCACUGGUUUAAGUGUUUGGGGGAUCACAACGUCUUGAUUCUUUAUCUCUAAACUGAAUUGGCUUCCAUUUAUUAUUCAGUAGAUGAGAUGAAAGAUGUAAUAUAUUUUAAUUGGAAGUUCUUUUCACAGUUGAAGAAAAAACAAAGGCAACUUAAAUUAUGAAUAAUCACUCUCAAUGAUAGCGAUGUCCCAAAAUGUGUAGCAAUUUUCACUGUGCUUGCCAGCAAGUUCUGUGCAAUUUCUUACAAUAUUUCAGAAAUAUUGAUCAGUCUACACCUCCUCUCCAUUGGCUUUUGCUGCAUGCUAUCGUGCAAAAUUUCUAUCCGUGAUUGAAUCAUUUGUCUGGCUUUUUUUAGCUGUUUCUCUAAAAUUUUUAACUAUAUAAAUCUCAAGUGAUUCUGAAGGGCAGGUGCUCCUUGCGAUUGUUUUCUUGGCCUGUCAUUGCAUUUUAGACAAUCAAAACAGUUGGGUUGGUGCAGUGCUGUCAUGGGGCUUCGAGAAUGGAUGCACAGCCGGUGAAGCCUGUGAUGUGCAGCAUGGACAGCAUGAAUACACAUCCUAAGUAUAACUGCUGUCAUAGUAAAACUAAAUAUUAAUUGCUGUUAUUGUAAUCAAUUGAAAUAUUAAAACAGCUUACAAGGUUUUACUUCAGUGCAUUUUGGCUCAACUGAACUGGGGAUGAAUGACUUGCAUAACCUGAAAUAAUUUGGCUGAAUUGAAGAUGGAAGGCUUUCAUUGCAUGGAGUAAUUGUGCACUGUUAAGGGCUGAAUUUUGUGGAAUUGUAAUGAAGUUAAAACCAUUAAGAAAAGUGUACUGCAGGUGGAUCAUACUAGAAAAAGCAAUAUAUAGGCAACUAUCCUAAAAAUGAAAGAUUUGAACUGUCCGUGCUGCAUCUUGUGCCUAAUCUUAAAUACUGGAUAGCAUAGAUUCAACACAGCACAGAGAAAGAACUUGGUCCGUGCUAUACGGUGUUUGAGAUUAUGAACCAACUAACCCAGCAACGAAUUUUGUUAUGCAUCCUGUGCUUUGAUAAUGGAACUACCAUACUAGUUGUCAUCUCCUGCUCUGUGUCUGAGUGGUGUUCAUUUCUCUGGUGGAACUAUUCUUAUCUCAGCAAUAUUGUUUGUUAGUGUCAGUAUUGUAGGUCAUUUAGAGAAGCAAAAGAGGUUACUGAGCUCUCAUAGUUCUGUAGAGCAUUGUACAUGCAGCAGGAGCUCAUAAAAUCCAUAUUAUUGGUAAAAUAAAUUCAGGCAUACAGAACAAACAUCAAAAUGAGUGCACGUCUCUCUUGCUUCAGCAGAAUAUGAUAACAUUGUCAUGAGUAGUACUAUGGAACAACCCUGGUAUGUCAAAACAGUAUGUAGCAGCAUCGAUUUGGAAAGUUGGUUGAAGCAUGAGAAGUGAUCUGCUUUCUCCAUUUGAAGGGACUUGAUGCCAAGGAGAUUCAUGCUGAAGUGGUGGCAACGUAUGGUGGCAAUGUUCCAGAUUAUGGCGUGAAAUGGUGCAGCAGACUUUAAUAUUGUCAAACAAGCCACAGUGACAAAGAACAGAGUGGCUGACCAUCACUUGAUUAGGAAUGACAAGCUGACAUGCAAGUGGAGGCUCGAGUGUUUGCUGACUGGAAUAUAAUCUGGAAAAAUAUUUGCAGCAGCUUAGUAUGUUGGCUCGGAUUAUGAACCCACACGUCUCAUUGCUUAAUCUUGGUUCAUUCAUGGAUACAAACUUUACGAAAAUCCUUUGUAAUGUGGCAGUGUUAAGAUCUGGUUUCCAUUAAAAGGCCCCUUGCCAGGCUCUAUUGCACUCUUUAGUAGGGUACUGGAAUUUAUAAGUGUUUCAUUUAGGAAGCCUAUGAGCAAAAUAAUUUUUCAAAUCUGUUUAUUAUUGGAGAAGAUAAAAAUUAAACUGUCCUGUUACCAUACUACAAAUGCAAUCUCUCCUCCAAUUCGUUGGCAAGUUUCUGUAGGCGGCGUCCCUUACCUGCCUUCUCCUCUGUACCAGAGUCAAGGGACCACGCUACAUUCACAUCGCAUCCACGAUCGCUUGUAAGAGUAAAAAUUUCUGUUAUUUCUAUUUUCAGCAGUGGCAUUGCAUGUCAUGCAUUUAUUGACUUGAAUGACGUGCUGUUGCCAAUCACAUUGCAAGCACUGCAUGUUGUGUAGGGAAUUUGUACAUGUUUUCCUUGAAGCCAGUCAAACUGUGGCUUCCUUGAGAGGAAGGAAAAACACAGCCUUCUGUUCGAAACUUCGAAUAUUUUUCCACCAUGCAGCCAUAUCAUACUUCUUAGGCAUGAUCACCACCACAUGAUGUAUGUGCCACACUUAUCUAUUUGCCGAAGCCUGGUGAAGGGCACUUUAAAUGUUUUUUUUAUUUUUCUCUUUCUUUUUGUAGUGGCCAUCUGAGAUUUUAUAGUGAAUUACACUCUUGUUGCUGAAGCAUUUGGUUUCUAAACUCCGUGUAUUUUAUGGUAUCUCGGCAGUAUUCCCUAUCUGCUCAUGGUCAUCUGCAGAUCAUGCAAGUGACUAUGCUUUAAUGGUUUGUUGACUGCUGCACUGAUUUCUGCCAACGCAAAGUGGUUGCGUUCAAAGUUCUGUGAACGUCUCUAAUUGUGAUAGAUGAAAGAAAGAAAACUGGCACUUAUGUGCUUAGUGAUUGAUAUCUUUAGUGCAUAGUAUUUAUUUUCUUUACACUGUUUUUGGUGUUGCAGAGGUCACUUAGAGUACUGGGGUUUGUAUGACGCAUUGAGUUAAUGUUGACUUGUUCACUUACAAUAUGCUUCAUUGACUGAUAUUGCUUUUAGUUUUUGCUUUCACAGGUGCAAAUUAUUGCUCACUUUUUGAGAAGACGAAGUUCAGGUUUUCUUCAAGUUAUAUUUUUGAUAGUGGACUUUCUUAGGGCAUCGGACGCAUUAUUCGAAGGUCGCAAGUUCGGUCCCUGCCGGCGGCAAGUUAUCUUUUUGUCCACUUUACUUUCUUCACAUUUAUAUCCUAAUUAUUACUAAUAGCAUCUCCUAGACUUUCUUUGUCAUUAUUGUCUGUUAGUUCUCAUUAAUAUUGUGUCUAACAAAGAAAAACAAGCCCUUAAAAAAGUCAUCUUCUUUUCUUUAUUUAUAGUGGACUUACAUUUCAUUGAAUGUAGCUUUUGUAAGGAAUAAUUAGGUAUUAAUGUCCUUUGUUCUUUCUUGAAUGCUAAUGCGAGUUGCUUCUUGCUCUUGAUUCUUCUGGUCAAGGUGCACUAGGAUACUUCACAAAAAACGAGCUAUACACAUUUGAAAAAUUAUUGAAUAUAUUCUUGUGUUGCCAGCAAAACAAGUAUACAUUUGGUAGAAUAGUUGAGGCAGUGGAUGGGUAUAUUUUCAUUUUUAUGAGAACUAUUCUUUGAUACCUCUGCUUUUUUGGCUAUCACUUAGAAUGCAAGCCCUUUGUUCAUUUCAGUGGCUUCAUAAUCAGGAAGGUCAAAUGUAUGGUGAUUAUUAGUCACAAUGAAUUAACUUUUGAUCUCUUAAUAUUUUAAGUUGACAUUUCACUUAACAAUGACCUGAAAGAAAAAGAAAUUCUCAUAGUGUGUCAUGUUGUGAACUGCGUAGAGGUCCUACCUAUCAUAAAAUAUAUUCCAACACUGACAUAUGGUGUAUUACGUAUGCAGAGUUGGGUGAUGCUGUGUUGUGUAAUUGACAAAAACGUUCUUGUCAUAAUUAUCGUUUUUCUAAAAUGCUGGCUUAGUUAAGGUUUGGAUUGAGUCCAAGUAGCUGACUGAUUGGACACAAUUAAUGUUUCUCUUUUACAUUUUUGAAUAUUUGUCACCAACUCUUCAGUGAAAAGCAUACACCUGUAAUCAUUCUGAACAUUGAUUAAUUCAAAACAUGUAUGAUGUUUGUGUGUGUAAAGACAAAGGCCUUCUUUGGUGAUAACAAAGACCUUAUAUUUUAUAUUUUGUGUGGACUAAAGUGUCUUGAUAAGAGCAAUUAUGUAAAGAUUGUUUGAGAAUACCUCACCAGGUUUGCAAUGUUUAAAAGGUCGAACUGUUAAAAACUGACUCCAGUUUCAAUGUCAGAGAGCACAUCCUUUUGAAGCAGUGUGAUUGCUUUCGUGCUAGGACAGUUACUGUGUACAUUUUAUUUUAAAGCACACUGAAAAAACUUGUUCAGGUUGCUGCUAUAUCAGUGGUUCUCACUGAAGUGUGCUGUAUUUGGUGACUGUGUAAAUAGGUAUAGCCCACCUAAUCAGCUGUCAUAUAUGACUUUAUAAAAAAAUAAACUUAAUGGAAGCAUCCCCAGAUGUAUAGUUUCGUAUGCGCAUAGUCGCUAUGUAUUUCUUCAGCAGUUAUGCAGAGUAGUUUCCCCCUUGCCCUACACGAUGUAGAUAAGUCAAUAGAAAAGGCUUGUUCACUGUGGUAGACGUUUUGAAUUGAAUGCUCUUUCAACUUGUGUCUGUUCACUGCAGUCAUUCUUUGAUAGUACACUUAAAUUUUAGGCACAAUAUUUUCUACACCUUAGUAUUUUGUACACUUGGAAUUGUACGUAAGUCUACCAUGGUGGCACAAUGGUUACGGCGCUCGGCUGCUGACCUAAAAGACAUGAGCUCGAUUUGCUGCAGCAGUUGCAUUUCGAUGGAGGCGAAAUGCUGGAGGCUCAUGUACUGUGCGAUGUUAGUGCACAUUAAGGAACCCAGGUGGUUGAAAUUAUCCAGAGCUCUGCACUAUGGUGUGCCUCAUAAGCAUAUCAUGGUUUUGCCACUUAAAACCCCAGAAAUUAUUAUUGUGCUUAACAAACUUCUGAAAAAACUGUCAGUGCGAUGCCACAUUGUGAAAGGUCUGAAAGUUGCAAGCUGUCUGUGUACUGCCACAGCUCAUAGGCCCCUAUUCAUAACUCGAGCUAUUCAAAAGGCUAAAUGUUAUUUCACCAAGCUGUGCUCGUUUCUGAGCAUUGACAGUGUGUGUGCUUGCUCUUACCUUCACGAGAAUUUGGCUUUAGUUUUGCUGUCGCAAAGACCCAUAACUGUAGUAGCUCCAACAUCAGCUGGCAAGCUCUGCCAAAAGGCACUUUGGUAUUUACACUUUUGCAACAGACUGUACAUUCAGUGACAGCCAAUAAGUCAUUGUUUUCAGCUAAGCACUUGUGAUAGGAGGCUUAAAACGUACCUUCAGACAAAUUUAGCUGCUUGGAUUAUUCAUCCAUUUUUUGCAAGCUCAAUAAGUAUAUCCAUGCUAAAACUUUCACUCCUAAUUGAAAAACUGAUGCUUUCUUCUAUUGCGUCUACAGUCUUGUAUCACAUGAACACAUUUGUGCCAUUAAGCUAGGUACUGGUGCAGAUGCAUUAACUGCUGUUGGCAGCUCAAAUGAACGACUUUUUUUGGUGUGUGUGUGUGCCAGUCCAGCUUUUCCAAGGAAUGUGUGCCUUUCUUUUCAGCUUCCUGUCCUUAGCUUUUGCUGAUCCUAUUGCACAUCACAUGCCCUAGUGAUUGAUUACUACAUGUUCUGUGCUUUUCUUAUCUACCUGCAUGUUUUGCUGUAUGCUGUAAAAGGAUACUGUGAUACUAUUUAUUAAAUAUUGAAAGUUUACUUCUCAUAA